UAAAAAUUGUCUCGGCUAAUUUUUCUCAAUUCAACUAAAAAGGUUUAAAUAAAACAAAUAACAUGGCGGGUCGCGACACUUUCCAGCUGCGUUUUGCAGCCGUCGCGGCAUCCGCCGCCGUAUUGAUCUUCCUCUUUUCCAGCCAAGCCGUGGAAGCAUCACGUAUGAUGAACCUAUGCUCUCACACCGCGUAUCCAUCUCUGUGCCAGCCUUUGGUGAAGCGUGUCACGAACCCAAGAAGAGCCACACACCAAACCAUUCAGGCUUUGGAGGCUAAGACAAAGCUGGCUUUAACUGAAGCGGCCAGGUACAAAAGCGGUAACCAAGAGAUCACUACAUGUUAUGAAACGUUUACCGACGCGCUAUAUAAUUUGGCAAACGCGAGGAAGAGUAUAAGGAAACGUAAUGUGAUGGCGAUGAACACGUUUUUAACUGCGGCUGUGUCUGAUUUUGGUGUAUGUGUUGAAGGGUUCAUUGACAAGGGUCAGGUUAAUACGGUUCAAAAUGCAGCGGUUGAUUUGAGGAAAAUUGGCACCAAUAGCUUGAUGUUGUCUACAUUGAUUAGAUGAUCAAAUAACAAACAUUUGUUAUUUUCUCCAAUAAAAAACUAAUUAAUUUCUUCUAAAUGAAAAAGAGAACAAAAAAUUCUAACUAA
Messenger RNA from Brassica napus (rape), 655 nucleotides. RefSeq lists its product as uncharacterized. Lineage: Eukaryota; Viridiplantae; Streptophyta; Magnoliopsida; Brassicales; Brassicaceae. Gene Ontology annotation, molecular function: enzyme inhibitor activity. The transcript has a single exon. The coding region runs from base 63 to 569 and encodes 168 amino acids. The record is from RefSeq and is a predicted model, not a curated record.